This is a messenger RNA of Portunus trituberculatus (swimming crab), 3235 nucleotides long. RefSeq names its product cytochrome P450 302a1, mitochondrial-like. Gene Ontology annotation, molecular function: monooxygenase activity; oxidoreductase activity, acting on paired donors, with incorporation or reduction of molecular oxygen; iron ion binding. The transcript has 11 exons. The record is from RefSeq and is a predicted model, not a curated record. NCBI's taxonomy places the organism in Eukaryota, Metazoa, Arthropoda, Malacostraca, Decapoda, Portunidae. The coding region runs from base 473 to 2098 and encodes 541 amino acids.
AUGUGGCGUGUUCUGCUGAGCUGCACUUAGGAGUGAGGACACAAGCUAUUCCUUGUAAGCAUAAGUUAACACUUAGCCGCACCACUAAAGUAAGAAUAUACACAACGGAGAUAAGAAACAUUAGCCAGACACGUGUUUAACAAGGACAAACACUGAGAGUAAUAUCCUGCCAUCCUGAAUCAAGGGCAUUCAAAGAGAGGGCGACGCACCGAACAAGUUGUGACGUCAGAAAGUUGCCAGGAAUGACGUCAAUGGCAGAGGAGACAAGCUCAUUGGGUCAGUGGAAAGAGAGAAAGAUAGACGUGCGGAACUGAGCGUUGGCAGGAAGGUGUCAAAAGGAACAAACUGAACUUCGCAGCAAAAACCAGACACACACCUUCCCUAUGUAGUGCUAUGACAUUAACGACAAGAGACAUCAGAGAAGAGAGUUAGGCCUACAUCAGAUCAUCGCUGUGACUCCUCCAGAACAAGGAUGCAGGGCAAUAUGAGGGGCGUAGUGCUGGGGAUGGCCAGGGUUGUCGGCGAGCGGCUGGCAUGCCCAAAGCUAUCUCAACCCGCAGCUGCAGCCUUGACUGUUUCCUUGCCAGGUCAUUCUGUGCCUAUACGCUAUCUAACAGAGAGUGCCGGGAUAUCCUGGGAAGAUGCCAAGCCCUUUGAGGAGAUUCCCGGACCUUCGUGUCUCCCGCUAAUAGGUUGCAUGCAUCAUUAUCUACCUUACAUAGGCCAAUACUCUCCCAAGCGGCUUCACCACAAUGGGCGCCUCAAGUUGCAGCAGUUUGGUCCUAUUGUGCGGGAGAAUCUUCCAGGCAACACAAACCUGGUGUACCUUUUUGACCCGGAGGAUAUCGAGGCCAUGUACGCCAAGGAGGGACGCUACCCCUCCCGUCGCUCCCACCUUGCCCUGCAGAAGUACCGCCUGGACAGACCGCACAUGUUCAGCACCGGGGGAAUCCUACCUACGAAUGGCAAACACUGGUGGGAACUGCGGCGCCGGGCUCAAAAGUCCAUGAAUAAGGUGUCUGCCGUUACCAGCCGUCUCCCGCAAGUUGAUGAGAUAUGCAGGGAGUUUGCAGAAUUGGUAUGCAAGGUGAGGCGUGAAGGGUCAGGUCGUGUGGGUCACUUUAUGGAUCUGCAGAAGCGUCUCUUCCUCGAGUUGACCAUUGCGAGUCUGCUUGAGGUGCGCCUCGGCAAACUGGGUGAGCACAGUGACGAAGCUGAGCUGCUCACACAUGCUGUUGACGAAACCAACUGUCUUGUUCUCCCCACUGACAAUGGCUUGCAGCUGUGGAGGUAUAUAAGGACACCCAUGUACCGUAGGCUUGUGGCAGCCCAGGACACCAUGUACAGAAUUGCUCUUAAAUAUGUGGAAACAAAAGAUGAUGAGUUGAGACAUGCUCGGCAGAAGAGGAAGGCUGAAGGAGAAUCAGAACUAGACACGAAACACGUCACCAGUAUUCUGGAGUCAUUCUUUGAGAGUGGCCUGGAGGACAAAGACAUCGUGGGCCUUGUCAAUGACACACUCAUGGGAGGCAUUGAUACGGGUGCCUACACAAUGGCCUAUGUGCUGUACAGUCUGGCUAACAAUCAAGACAAGCAGGACUUACUGGCACUGGAGGCCAGGCGACUGUUGGUUGGGUCUGAUGGCAAGGUGACCACCAAAGUGUUAAGUGAGGCACGCUACCUGAAGGCAGUGAUGAAGGAGACUUAUCGUUUGCACCCAAUUUCCGUCGGGGUGGGGAGGGUGAUCCAGGAAGACACAGUCAUUCGGGGCUUCAGGAUACCUAAGGAUACAGUGGUGGUGACACAAAACCAGGUCAUCAGCCGCUUGCCGGAGCACUUCCAUGAUCCUCAGCGCUUUCUGCCUGAACGCUGGCUGCAUAAGGCUCCUCCAGCCCAUCCCUUUGUUGUUGUUCCCUUUGGUCACGGGCCACGGUCAUGCAUUGGCCGAAGGAUGGCAGAACAGAACCUUCAAACCAUAAUGUUACAGCUCAUCUCCCGGUACCGUGUGGGGUGGGUGGGAGGUGAACUGGACUGUCUCUCCAACCUAAUCAAUGAACCAGAUGCUCCACUGGACUUCACCUUCACUGACAGGGAGUGAGUGUGCGUGUGAAUGCACCAGCUAGGCACCAUCACUGUGCCAGGCAGACAUGUUACUCUUAGACAAGUUUACUGCUGUGAUUUUUCUUUUUACUGGUAUGUAUUUCAAGCAAUUUACUAGUUUCUUAUCUGUAAUCAAUAUUUUGAUUAUUAUUACUGAUAAAACAUAUUAAGCUAUAGGUUGUGGGUUUGUUAGUUUUUAUCACAAUUGAAGCAUUCUUUUAUGCUUCAUCUAUUGUCAUAAGCAUUUUCCUGUAAUUAACCUAUAGAAUUUAUUGUAAAACGAUACCUGUUCAGAUAAACAAGAUAUUGUGAUUUAACUGUCUUCCGAUGACAUCAUCCCACCUUUAGUCAUGGAGGGACUCUUGCAUCAGAAGGAUGGAGAUCUCAUAGAUCGUUGAUAAGGAUUGCUGCACUGCUUACUGAAAAGUAGUUUUAUUUGACAUGGUUGUGUUCUUCCUUUAAACUCCCUCAAAGUAACAGUGACAGAAGUGUCUUAAUAUGUUUAUGUUCAUGUUCAUAUACUGCUCUAUUCUUGCAUACUCUAUUCCAUUCAGCCUCCCACCUCCCCUCACUUGCAAGCAUUCCUCACAUUUCAGUGAGUUUUCUAUAACCCACAAUAUCCACUACAACCAUCUUGUCAGUUUUGUCUGAGAAGAUGCACUGAUGGUGUGAAUGAUAUGAAGUUGGACUAGGAUAAAAUGAUUUCAGAAAGGGAGUUCCUAAUGUCUAGGUGCUUGCCUUCUCACUACACUACUGCAUAAGAAAACUUGUGGCAAUCUUAGAAUCUUGCAUCUUGGCUUUACCUCAUUGCUUUUUAAUACUGCUGUUGAGGAAAAUCUGUUUAAAAAAUGGUAAAAAUGCACAAGUAUGCAACUGUAUGUGUAUCAAUUUACUGAUUUUUCUUUUCUUGUUUGUGAAGAUGUUGACUCAGUCUAUGCAAAGUUGAUGUGUGCUGUGAGUUGUGCUUAUCCUGUGUACAGCAACACAUGUGUGUCACGUCUGUUGGUGGCCGUGCUCGUCCUGGGAUGGCACUAGCUGAGGUGAAUAUUUAGUUAACAAUUGAAAUGUUCUUAUUGAUAACUUGGGAUCUUGAUGAUUGUUGCACUUUUAAAAUACACCACUACACUGUUCAUAA